AUGAAUACUAAUUUAACAAAAACACUUCACAUUGUGACAGAUCUGAGGAUUGUUCUUCUGGGUAAAACUGGAUCAGGAAAAAGCGCAGCAGGAAACACCAUCCUGAACAGAGACGCGUUUACAGUGAAAAACUCUCUGGUGUCAGCUUCAAUGACCUGUGAGAAACAAGAAGUAAUUGUUGAUGGACGAAAUAUAGCAGUUACUGACUGUCCUGGCCUGUCUGACACUUCGAUCGAUAAUAAAAAACUGCAGAUUUUAAUAGAGCAGUGUAUCUAUCUGUCUGCUCCUGGUCCUCAUGUGUUCCUGCUGGUUCUGAGACUGGGUGUGAAAUUCACAGAGGAGGAGAAAAAUGCAGUGAAAUGGAUUCAGAAGAACUUUGGAGAAGAUGCUGUGAAGUACACUAUUGUUCUGUUCACUCACGCUGAUACACUGAAGGGGAAACCUGUAGAGCUCUACAUCAGCAAAAGCAAAGAUCUACAGCAGCUAAUUCAGACAUGCUAUGGGAGAUAUCAUUCAUUCAACAAUGAACACAGAGAUGAUCGAGAUCAGGUCACAGAACUGCUGAAAAUAAUAGAAAAAAUGGUUCAUUUUAAUGGAAUGAAGCCCUACACUAAUGCCAUGUAUAAAGCAGCCCAAGAGAAGAUUAGGAAGGAGCAGAUGCUAACAGAUGUUGGGAAGAGAGGACUAGCAGCAGCAGGAGAAGUUGCAGCAGGAGUUGUAGCUGCAGGGGCCAAAGGAGCUGCAGCAGCUUUUUCUGCAGUGGAAACAACAGCAGAAGCAGCAGCAGAAGCAGCAAAGAAGUAUUUAGAUGACUAG
Messenger RNA from Sinocyclocheilus grahami, 816 nucleotides. RefSeq names its product GTPase IMAP family member 2-like. The record is from RefSeq and is a predicted model, not a curated record. Lineage: Eukaryota; Metazoa; Chordata; Actinopteri; Cypriniformes; Cyprinidae. The coding region runs from base 1 to 816 and encodes 271 amino acids. Gene Ontology annotation, molecular function: GTP binding. The transcript has a single exon.